AUGUUUAUAACUUCACUUGCUUUACUUUCAAGCUGUUCUACUACUAAGCCAAUACCGCCGCAAUCCGGAAAUAUGAAUGCAAUGUCAUGUGUUGAGGUACCACGAAUUGAAAUUCGGCCUAUGAGGCAAAGGUUACAGAUUCAGAAUCUGGAGGAAGAUUGGACGGGCACUAGUAGUACAGUUCUUAGGAGGAAAUUGCAGAAUCGGUUGAACCAACGAGCUUCUCGACAACGCAGAAAAGUCGACUCGAAAAGACUCGAAGCGAUAACAAAAGUCAUAGAGACACAAGGGCCCAUAAUCCUUGAUCCUACCACACCUCCUCCAAAAGAAUAUAUGUGUAUCAAUCACGUAGACGUCAAACGCAUUGUCACUUCUACAUCAUUCAAUUCCUAUAUUACCGAUACUUCUAUCCCAGCAGACUCCUACUUACUUACUCUUCUUCAUUUCAAUAUCAUCCGUGCUUUAUCUGUGAAUGUGGAAAUCCUUAAAAUACCUGUUGAUCGUAUGGAUGAUAAUAUUCUUUCUCCAUUCAACACAUUACCAUCGACACAAUAUCCACAGGGUAUUCCAGAUCUAUCAAAUCUUCCGCUGGCGCUGAAACCCACGAGUCUACAAUUCGAAAUAGAACAUCAUCCGGAAAUUGAUGUUUUUCCAUUUCCGGGAUGUAGAGAUCUCAUUCUUUUGGCGCUUUCAAGAGGUGAUGAAUGGGAUGAUAUCGAGUUUUGUAGGGAUAUUAUGUAUGGGUUAGAGGGUGGAGGCGGAAGAACGGGAUUUAUUGUUUGGGGUGAUCCGUGGAUACCGGGAAGUUGGGAGGUGGAGGAAAAUUUUGCGAGAAAGUGGAAGUGGUUGUUAGAGGGGUGUGAGGAGUUGUUUGUGAGUACUAAUAUAUGGAGGGAUAGAAGAGGUGAGGAGAGACUAGUUUUUGAGGAAUUGUCUUGAGGUUCUGGAAUAUAAAAAGGGGGAUAUAGCCUACAGCAAGGGUUGAAGGAGACGGGUAAAGAGAUGAAGGGAGAAAGGAAUGAACUUAAACAUAUAUCCAAUAUCUGAAGCUCAGAUCAAACUUCGAAAGCUGCAGAUACAUCGACCUGAAAUUUCUGAUGUGGAUAUUCUAGCUACAUGAAGUCCUAGCUCUAAUUGUGGCAGAAGCGACAGAGCAUAGACAGAGGAAAAAACCUCAAAGUGGCUACCUUCUGUGGUCUUUCAACUUCGAGUCCACUUUUUGAGAGUUGUCCCACAGUACCUUGAGAUCACGAUGACCAAGCAAGGGGACAGCAUCAAUCUCAUACUCUUCGAAAUGAAAUGAACAUACCCGGCUUUUACAAUCCAAGAAGUCACAAAUUUGAACAAUCCAUAUUGCCAUACGCUCUUCUUCACGGGAUGUUGACGGAUCUGAAGCCUGCAACCGAUCGAUAAGAAUCGAUUGAAUAGGUGGAGGUGAAGUCAAUAAUUCUAAUGACCUAUUGGUCAAGAGCUAGUGGUGUAUUGUUGAACUGGAUGGAAAUGGCCAUUUUCCAGUUCCAAGAGCG
Molecule: messenger RNA, 1526 nt
Organism: Botrytis porri
Lineage: Eukaryota; Fungi; Ascomycota; Leotiomycetes; Helotiales; Sclerotiniaceae
Exons: 3
Coding region: 1-939 (312 amino acids)
Biological process (GO): regulation of DNA-templated transcription
Molecular function (GO): DNA-binding transcription factor activity
Source: RefSeq, a predicted model, not a curated record